AUAUAUAAAUCUCUGAGAAUCUUCUCUCUUCUCUCUCAUCUCAUACUUUUCAAAAACCAGAUAAAUCUCCAUCACUCACUCUCUCUUGGUUUCUUUUCUUCCCUCCCGUUGAAGAAAGAAACAAAGAAACAAAGUGGUGGUGAUGAUCCAGAGUUAGAGAAAGAAAAAGAGAGAUACUGAGAUUAUAGUAAUCAACUUUAUAGAUCUUUUAGGGUUUUCAAUCGGGUUGGCAUUCUCCUCGUCAGAAAACCAAACGUGAUAAGAUGGUUGCCCAGGUGUUUAAAGUGGAUUUAAAUAAACCUCUCGUCUUCCAGGUCGGCCAUCUAGGAGAAGAUUACCAAGAGUGGGUUCACCAGCCAAUUGUUAGCAAGGAGGGUCCUCGGUUCUUUGCAAGUGACUUCUGGGAGUUCUUGACUCGUACACAAUGGUGGGUAAUUCCACUAGUUUGGCUGCCAGUUGUUGGUUAUUCUGUUAACAUUUCUAAGCAAAUGGGUCAUACUCUUCCUGAGUUGGUUCUGAUGGUGAUGGGAGGGAUAUUUAUUUGGAGUCUUUUAGAAUACACGUUGCAUCGGUUCCUUUUCCAUAUCAAUACUACAAGCUACUGGGGUAAUACUUUACAUUAUCUUCUUCAUGGCUGCCAUCAUAAGCACCCUAUGGACGGAUUGCGUCUUGUUUUCCCUCCGGCCGCAACAGCUAUUCUUUUGGUUCCUUUCUGGAACUUGGUUAAGCUUUUUUCAACUCCUUCUACUACUCCGGCGUUGUUUGGAGGUGGCUUGUUGGGUUAUGUUAUGUAUGACUGUACCCACUACUACUUGCAUCAUGGACAGCCAACCAAAGAAGUGCCCAAAAAUCUGAAGAGAUAUCACUUGAAUCAUCACUUUAGAGUUCAGACCAAGGGGUUCGGGAUCACUUCUUCACUCUGGGACAAGGUUUUCGGAACACUUCCACCAUCCAAAGUAGGUGAGAAGAGUAAUUAACGAUACAAAUGUAUUACCUGCCGCGGAGGAAAUAGAACCUUGGGUUUUGGUAUGUAGAUGAAAUUGGAGCCAAGAUCUUUCUUUUCAGUGGUGGAUGGUUGGGAAUUGUUUUGUUUUAGCAGAGUUCUUAAUGUUUGUAUCCAUUCUUUAUUUGUCUCUUGUCCUUCAUCUACCUUAAUCUUAGCAGCUUGUGCAUUUUAGCAGAUUCGUUGGAGUGUUAGUUUUUUGUGGUUAAUAUGAAUACCUCCCUUAUCUUUUGACUGA
Molecule: messenger RNA, 1241 nt
Organism: Papaver somniferum (opium poppy)
Lineage: Eukaryota; Viridiplantae; Streptophyta; Magnoliopsida; Ranunculales; Papaveraceae
Product: dihydroceramide fatty acyl 2-hydroxylase FAH1-like
Exons: 7
Coding region: 264-977 (237 amino acids)
Biological process (GO): lipid biosynthetic process; fatty acid metabolic process
Cellular component (GO): membrane; endoplasmic reticulum
Molecular function (GO): fatty acid 2-hydroxylase activity; iron ion binding
Source: RefSeq, a predicted model, not a curated record